Molecule: messenger RNA, 1419 nt
Organism: Linum tenue
Lineage: Eukaryota; Viridiplantae; Streptophyta; Magnoliopsida; Malpighiales; Linaceae
Source: the annotation of a GenBank genome assembly
AUGGUGAAAUAUGAAGCGGCAAGUGAAAAUGAUGAGGCAAUGAUUGCGGACAAGUUGUGUGUGAUAGAUGCAAUUCAACGAUUAGGCAUUGGAUAUCACUUUGAAACAGAGAUUGAAGAAGUCCUUGAAAAAGUGCAUGAUUUGGGAGAUGACUCAACGUUCCUUAAUAUUGAUGAGGAAGGUACUGAUCUACACCAUAUGGCUCUUCGAUUUCGACUUCUCAGACAACAAGGAUUUCGUGUUUCUCAAGAUGGGUUUGGAAAGUUAAAAAACAGUGAAGGAAAGUUCCAUGAAUGGUUGGCAAGGGAUGAGCAAGGACUGUUGAGCUUGUACGAGGCAGCACAUAUUGCAUUUAAUGGAGAAGAAAAACUAGAUGAAGCCCUAGAUUUUGCGACGAAGACCCUUAAAUCAAUGCUUCAGCACGAUAAGAUCAACCCUUCAUCCCAUAAGCAAAUCGACUUUGCCCUCCGAAUUCCCGCUUGGAAAUGUGUCCCAAGGUCACUUGCUAGGCACUCCAUAGAUAAUUUCUACUAUGAGGACUCUCUGCAGAAUCAAAAGCUUCUCAAGUUUGCAAAGUUGGACUUCAACAUGGUCCAAAAGAUCCAUCAAGAGGAGCUCUACGAACUCUCUGAGAUUAUAGCCACCAAGAUCUUGGCAGUGUUGUCAAUCCUGGACGACACUUACGAUAACUUGGCUACAUAUGAAGAGGCUCGAACCCUAACCGAAGCUAUUGAAAGGAUGGAUGUUUGCGCUCUUCAAGGACUACCUGACAGGAUGAAAAACAUUUACGAUGUCAUCUUUAUUCUGUACGAUGAAGUUGAGAGGGAAAUCGGAAAAAUAGGACCCACUUUUGCUAUGGAUUACAAUAGGGAAGAGCUCAAGAAAUUUUCCCGAGCCUACCUGGGUGAGGUUCGGUGGCGCACUGAAGGCCGAGUUCCGACGCUGGAAGAGUAUAUGACAGAAGGAUUUGUCACCAGCGGAAUGGCCAUAGUCACCGCAUGCGCUUUCAUUGGUAUGGGAGCAGAGAUCGCCAACAGGGAGGCUUUUGAAUGGCUGGCUAUGGACUCUAAAAUGAUGAGAGCUGGCUCUGUCAUUGCUAGGGUUCAAAAUGACAUUUUGUCUCACAAGUUUGAACAAGAGAGGGGUCAUGCCGCUUCCUCUGUCGAAUGUUACAUGAAGGAGUAUGGGGUGUCGGAGGAAGAAGCGGUUGAAUGUUUAUGGAAGAUGAUUUCUGAAUGUUGGAAAGAUAUUGCUGAAGUGUAUCAGAGGCCAACUCCGUUGCCGGUAGUUCUCCUCGACCGCUUCCUCCACUUGACAAGUUCCGUCAAUUUGUUUUACGACACCGAUGAUCGCUACACCAAAUCCCACCUCCUGAAGGAUCACCUCGCUUCGUUGUUCAUCGAUCCCGUGCCUCUUUGA